Dibothriocephalus latus is the source of this 378-nucleotide messenger RNA. Lineage: Eukaryota; Metazoa; Platyhelminthes; Cestoda; Diphyllobothriidea; Diphyllobothriidae. The record is from the annotation of a GenBank genome assembly.
AUGCUUCAACAACUUCAGCCACUCUUCGGCUUCUUCUUCAUCCCUUUGCUUGUGAAGAUCCACGCCUCAGGACCGUCUUUUUUCCUAGAUCCGGCGCUUGUUGGGAACCUGCAACAACGGAUCACUCACCGCCGAGGUUACAUGGUGCCCCUAAACACAGAGUUUACUCUCUCCUGUCCCUUCGAGACGCCCUUCUAUAAGUGGUCACGACCUGAGUACCCUGCCCAUCUCUUUGACGAAACUAAAAAUAUUACCAUUCGGGCCGAUUCUCUCGACAUAUCUGGUCGCUAUCAAUGCAGCGCGGUCAACGGCUUUGGGAACAGUCUGGCCGAGAUGGCUGUCCGCGUGAUCGGUGAGCACUUCAUAAAAUUAAUUUAG